AUGGGUGAAUCAUCAACAUGUCUUGUGCGAUCGUUCUCCACUCCCGCAGACACUUGUUCUAAAGAGGAAAACCCCAUUCGUAUGCUUGGAGAAUCUAUCUCUUUUGGGAGGUUUAUGUCCGAAAGCCUUGAUUGGGAGAAAUGGUCAGCAUUCUCACAGAAUCGUUAUGUAGAAGAAGCUGAAAAAUAUUCAAAGCCAGGUUCUGUUGCUGCGAAAAAAGCCUACUUUGAGGCUCAUUACAAGAAAAAGGCUGCGGAGAAAGCAGCUGCAUUGAUUGAAGAAGCAAAUGCUCAAGCCAAUGGAACUUUUGAUUCAGAAACUCAGGAAGGAAACUGCAUCGACUCGUCCCUGGAGAUGAGGUCGAAAACUGACAACACUGUGACUGCCAAUGAACAGCUGGAUAAAGAUACUGUUAAUUUCCAAGUUGUUGAUUGUGCUAAUACAAAUCAAUCUAAAUGUGACAUUGGACAAAGUGAUUUUGACAUUUUGAAUGUGGACAGAGCAAAGGAUGUGCCACAUCCUCGCAUUGAUACAAAUCUUAAUGUGGAAAACUGCAUGCUUGUUGAUAAUUCUAACCAGUUUGAUCAUGUUGAAGUCCUUAAGAAUAUCGCGGUCCCAGUAGAAGAGAGGAUGACUGAUCCUGGUACUGCUGGUGAGGAAGUCUUGGCUUUGCCUCUCAAGGGAAAACAAGUAAAUUCUUCAGAAGAAUUAUCAAACAAAACUAGGGCUGCCACGAAACUUACUCAUUCUCUUGAUAAAAAGAAGGCUGCUGCAUCUGUACCACCCAGAAGUGGAACAAACUGUGGUUCAAAAAGUAAGAAGCUUGUUGGAGACUCAGCUGAGAAGAAGAGACUAACUGCAGGUUCGGUCCACAUGUCAAUCAAUCUUCCCGGUGGGGCUGGUGAAAAAAGCAAAACAGUUGCUGCAGCUGUACAAUCCAGAAAUGGCAUAAACAGUUUUUCAACAAGUAAGAAGUCUGUUGGAGGCUCAGUUGAGAAGAGAAGAAUAACUGCACAGUCACUUUACAAGUCAAUCAAUCUUCCAUCUAGCACUGGUGUAACAAGCAAAACAGCUACUGCUGCUGUUAAACCCAGAAAUGGAAUAAACCAUGCUUCAAAAAGUAUGAAGUCUGUUGGAGACUCAAUUGAAAAGAGACCAGUUGCAAGGUCAAACAAGUGA
Gastrolobium bilobum is the source of this 1179-nucleotide messenger RNA. Its product is annotated as protein WVD2-like 7. Bases 1 to 1179 code for a protein of 392 amino acids. The record is from RefSeq and is a predicted model, not a curated record. NCBI's taxonomy places the organism in Eukaryota, Viridiplantae, Streptophyta, Magnoliopsida, Fabales, Fabaceae. The transcript has 4 exons.